UGCUGUUGCGCACGAGGCCGCACAAGUUUGCAGGAGACGCAGAUGGUGCCGAUGAAAGGAAAGGAUCGGGGAGAGGAAGUCAGCUUGAACAGGUCCAACCACAGACACGGUUUCAGAGAGUUUAAGCCAAAGUGAAGUGAAAAGAGAGGUGAAGUGAGAGAGGAAGAUCGUAGUUACAUAUGAGGUCUCUGCGUUAGCUGUUGUUUUUUUUAAAGCAGGGUCAGCACCUAAAAAAAAAAGAAGAGGAAAACCCCCAAAACUGAGAUGUUCCUCCACUUCAGACCUGCAACUUUUGCAGAAGCAAGACCACCCACCGACCUCUACUCCCCUCCUGCACUCUCACGCCCCUACUUUAAGGUGGAAAGAGGUAGAGAGUAGAAAGAGGAAGCUGCAUGAAGCUGAGAAGCUUUUACCUUGUCUUCAGUACUUCUCUGUUUUUUAAAACCAAAUAAUGAAGUACAGAGGAACUAUUCACUCACUUGGGUUGACUGCGACUGAGAGAUAACAGGAGGGUUUUUAAGAGUCGCCAUCAUGAGGCCUAACACCUGCUGGACUCGACUGCAUGUGUCCGUCUUGGCAGUGCUGCUCCUCAUCUUGGAAGCUGACAGUACAGAUGAAUGUGAAGUUCAAAUUAAAGUACGAAGCAAAACAAAAUAUGAAGCUCUCCUUGGAGAAGAAUUAAAGAUUGAAUGUCCAGUUACAUUCUGCAACGAUUCACCACCUGAAGUCUCCUGGGUUAAACUCGAAGAAACUGGUGAUCCUGUAAACAUUAUCAGGGGAAGUCUCUUCGGAUCAGAGUGGAAAACUAUAACGCCUUUAAAGGGAAUUUCAGUUUUGAUCAUUCAAAACUUUGUCAGAAACGACUCAGGUAUAUAUCGGUGUAAAAGUGGUUCCAGUGUUGGACAUAACAUCAAUGUUUAUCUCAACGAGAAUAGUGAGGCUAACAAUUCAACACAAAAGAAAGACUUCAACGGCACCUUUACAGAUGCUGAAUUCCCAGAAGACCUAUGGAUGUACAUGUACACCGCUGCAGGGAUUGUGGCAUUCGUCCUCUUUGUGAUUAUUGUAUCUGUUGCAUCGAUGCGAGGAUGUAAAGGAAAAGCAAAGAACGAGAGGCGAGAGGAUAAUCAGUACAUGGCGAUCCCAAUGGCCGAGCAACCCUUCCCGAACCCCCACAUCCAGCCUUCGCCAAGAGGAAGUCCGUCUCUGCCGCUGCCUCAGAGAUCUAUGCGGAGAAAGACACCGCCGCCACAACCCAUCGAGCCGCCACCCCCGAGAGACAUUGAGUGUGUUUACAGCAAGGUAAACGUGGACAGAGAUCAACAGAGGAACACGUUGGAAGAGAACGGGAGCUCUGUUGUGUAUGCCGCCCUGAACCAUCAGCUCCCGGCCAGGCCUGUUGCUCGGCCGAGGAGGCAGAAGGAGGAGUGCUCAGAGUACGCCGCGAUCCGUGUUAGAGACAGCAGCUCUUAGACCGCUGAGGGACUUUUCAAACUGCCACAACAAGAGAUGUGGA
Messenger RNA from Labrus mixtus (cuckoo wrasse), 1516 nucleotides. RefSeq names its product B- and T-lymphocyte attenuator-like. Gene Ontology annotation, cellular component: plasma membrane. Lineage: Eukaryota; Metazoa; Chordata; Actinopteri; Labriformes; Labridae. The record is from RefSeq and is a predicted model, not a curated record. Gene Ontology annotation, molecular function: signaling receptor activity. Gene Ontology annotation, biological process: immune response-regulating cell surface receptor signaling pathway. The transcript has 6 exons. Bases 532 to 1473 code for a protein of 313 amino acids.